GAGUGCCGCGCUGGAUGGGGAGAUGGGAAUGGUCUCAGCUCACAGCCGCAGGGAUACUCAUCGGCGUCUGCACCGUCCUGCUCAUCAUCAUUAUCAUCGUGGCUGCGGUGGUCGUCCCCAAACUCGGCUCGGAUGAGGACAACGGCGACAACAGUAGCGGCAACAGUAACCUGUCGGGGAUACCUGCAGGCAGCAUCCCCCCGGACGCGCCGUCGUGGUUGAAUCCUUUUCUCUGGAAAGACACGACCGACUUCAACCUCACAUACACGACGGCGACCGUGGGCGAUUUGCCCAUCAUGGGUCUCAACUCAACCUGGGACGACUCUGCAAAAGCCAACGACCAUGUUCCGGCGCUGAACGAAGCCUGGGGAGACUACGCGAAGCGGCCGGCACGGGGAGUCAACGUAGGCGGGUGGCUCUCGAUCGAGCCCUUCAUCACGCCGUCGUUGUUCAACUACGACUCCCGCCUGGGCAUUGUCGACGAAUACACUCUCUGCAAGUACCUCGGCUCGCGGUGCGAGAGCGUGCUCGAACAGCACUACGCAACGUUUGUGACCGAAGAUACCUUCCGGCAGAUCAGGGACGCCGGGCUCGACCACGUUCGCAUCCCCUUCUCGUACUGGGCGGUCCAGACGUACGACGGGGACCCGUACCUCUUCCGCACGUCGUGGCGCUACCUGCUCCGCGGCAUCGAGUGGUGCCGGCGCUACGGGCUGCGCGUCAACCUCGACCUGCACGGGCUGCCGGGCAGCCAGAACGGGUGGAACCACAGCGGGCGGCUGGGCCCCAUCGGGUGGUUGAACGGCACGGACGGCGCGCUCAACGCGAACCGGUCGCUCGAGAUCCACGACCGGCUGUCGCAGUUCUUCGCGCAGCCGCGGUACAAGAACAUCAUCAGCCACUACGGGCUGGCCAACGAGCCCAAGAUGACCUUCCUGCCGGUCGACGACGUGCUCGCGUGGACCGAGAGCGCGUACCGGCUGGUGCGCAAGAACGGCGUGGCGGACGCGGUGGUCGUCUUCGGCGACGGCUUCCGCGGGCUGGCCAACUGGCAGGGCGAGCUGCAGGACCUCUCCAACGCGGCGCUGGACGUGCACCAGUACCUCAUCUUCAACGUCAACCAGAUCGUCUUCAACCACUCGGCCAAGGUGCGGUACGCGUGCGAGGGCUGGACCCAGCAGACGCUGCAGAGCAUGGACCGGGCCACGGGCUUCGGCCCCACGCUGAUGGCCGAGUGGUCGCAGGCCGACACCGACUGCGCCCAGUACCUGACCAACGUCGGCUGGGGCAACCGCUGGACGGGCACGCUGGUGCAGGGCGACGCGUCGGUCGACGCCACCACGCCCCGGUGCCCGACCAUGAACAGCAGCUGCAGCUGCGCGCUGGCCAACGCGCCGGCCAGCAGCUGGAGCGCCCCGUACAAGCAGUUCCUCAAGAUGUUCGCCGAGGCGCAGAUGUCGAGCUUCGAGAAGGGCUGGGGCUGGUUUUACUGGGUGUGGGACACGGAGGAUGCGUAAGUACACCCUAGCUCUCUGUCUUCCUGUUUCUUUCCCCGUGAUGACCACGGCUUCCGCUGACUUGGUGUGGUUGUUUCUUUUUUCGGU
Messenger RNA from Thermothielavioides terrestris NRRL 8126, 1604 nucleotides. RefSeq names its product glycoside hydrolase family 5 protein. NCBI's taxonomy places the organism in Eukaryota, Fungi, Ascomycota, Sordariomycetes, Sordariales, Chaetomiaceae. Gene Ontology annotation, biological process: glucan catabolic process. Gene Ontology annotation, cellular component: extracellular region; cell surface. The coding region runs from base 15 to 1517 and encodes 500 amino acids. The transcript has a single exon. Gene Ontology annotation, molecular function: beta-glucosidase activity. The record is from RefSeq and is a predicted model, not a curated record.